This is a messenger RNA of Naegleria fowleri, 1005 nucleotides long. RefSeq lists its product as uncharacterized. Gene Ontology annotation, biological process: small GTPase-mediated signal transduction. The transcript is spliced from 3 exons. Bases 1 to 1005 code for a protein of 334 amino acids. The record is from RefSeq and is a predicted model, not a curated record. Gene Ontology annotation, molecular function: protein binding; GTP binding; GTPase activity. NCBI's taxonomy places the organism in Eukaryota, Heterolobosea, Eutetramitea, Acrasida, Naegleriidae.
AUGUCUCAACAACACCCAUUCUCCCUUGUGACCUUCUCCAAUUUGAGAGAUGAUGAACUAUUAUCAAUACUCGCCUUCAUGUCCCGAAACGAUUGGUUGUCAUUAAAGUUGGUGAGCAAAUCAUUCCGACUCUCACAGCUAAGCGAUGACGAUACAUUAUGGAAGGACUAUUAUUUAACAGAUUCCAAAAAACUCAUCAAAUUUUACCAUCGUCUUCAAUACAAACCAUUGAUGCACCGUUUUGGCACACCUCUUGAUGCAAGUAAUGUCAUUCCAUCAGCAUCUUUGGAACAAGUUCAAUCCGAUUUUAAGAUUCACUUACAAACUUUAAUCCGACCUUUCAUUGAACUACACCACCGAUUCCUCGAACAAUCACGAAAACAUGUGUCUAGUCUGAAAUAUGAAGGACCAAUGAAUCCCUUCCUUUCCUUUCAUGAUUUGAAAUCAUUGAAUGUUGUGAGUCGAAAACAAGAUCACAAAUAUAAAAUUGUGUUUACGGGAGACGGAGCAGUUGGGAACAUCUCUCAUUGCCAGAUAUACCGAUGGACACUUGGAGACGUUCAAGUGACCAUUUCCACAUGGGAUACUGUUGGCAGGUCCGAAUAUGAUGGAUUGUCGAGGCCACUGACUUAUCCUGAUACCGAUGUAUUUGUGGUGUGUUGUUCAUGCAACCAUCCGAAUUCUUUGAAUAAUGUUUGUGAGAAAUUCAUUCCUGAAAUUCGACACCACAUGGACAACAACCCUGCCAUUGUAUUGGUCAUGAAUAAGAUUGAUUUAAGGUCCAAUCGAUUGGAUGUUUUACUCAAUGAUGAAACCUUUGUGUUUGAAUACAAAGAUGGUGAAGACAUGGCUCGAAAGACUGGAUGUUGUUCCUAUUGGGAAACAAGUGCUUGGAAAAACAUAAAUGUUAUGGACCUUACAGAAGUUGUGGUGAAGAGUCAUAGCUUUGCAGAAGAGAAUUUUAAUCGAUUUCAAAAACAAGCAAAGAAGUGUUGUUUAAUUUGA